Molecule: messenger RNA, 698 nt
Organism: Hordeum vulgare subsp. vulgare (domesticated barley)
Lineage: Eukaryota; Viridiplantae; Streptophyta; Magnoliopsida; Poales; Poaceae
Product: cyclin-dependent kinases regulatory subunit 1
Exons: 4
Coding region: 144-416 (90 amino acids)
Biological process (GO): regulation of mitotic cell cycle
Cellular component (GO): SCF ubiquitin ligase complex; cyclin-dependent protein kinase holoenzyme complex
Molecular function (GO): protein kinase binding; histone binding; ubiquitin binding
Source: RefSeq, a predicted model, not a curated record
CCCCAACUCGUCUUCUCCCCCCCUCAGCCGCGCCGCUCCUCAGUCUCGUCUCGUCUCGAGUCUGCCGCCGAUCCGUUCGCACCAGCAGCCAGCCGCCCCAUCUCCGCUCCGAGACCCUCGAUCGACAAGCGGCGGUGGUGGACAUGGGCCAGAUCCAGUACUCCGAGAAGUACUUCGACGACACCUUCGAGUACAGGCACGUGGUCCUCCCGCCGGAAGUCGCCAAGCUCCUCCCCAAGAACCGCCUGCUCGCCGAGAACGAGUGGCGCGCGCUGGGCGUGCAGCAGAGCCGCGGGUGGGUGCACUAUGCCGUCCACCGGCCGGAGCCGCACAUCAUGCUGUUCCGCCGCCCGCUCAACUACCAGCAGCAGCAGGACGCGGCCGCCGCCGCCGCCGCCCUGAUGAUGCCCAAGUGAUCGCCCCCGGCGAGGGCAGCGGCGACCGGGGGUUCGACCUCGCGAAAACCCCAUGCCCUUUUCAUCUCUAAAAGGGCGGUCGCACACUGGUUUGUUUCGGUCAGGAUCUAGUUAAUGUUGGUGGUGUCCACCAUGUGUUCGUCGAAAUGCCUGGGGGGAACUUGCAGUGUGUUAGUCUGUGUUGUUAUCCUGGAUACUCUGGAAUGCUACCUUUUAUGUUAUGAUGAUGGUACUGUUUGUAGAUCUUCCCAUGAUGAUCUAUUGCUGUUAGUUCUUGCUUUA